Messenger RNA from Eucalyptus grandis, 495 nucleotides. RefSeq lists its product as uncharacterized. Lineage: Eukaryota; Viridiplantae; Streptophyta; Magnoliopsida; Myrtales; Myrtaceae. Bases 1 to 495 code for a protein of 164 amino acids. The record is from RefSeq and is a predicted model, not a curated record. The transcript has a single exon.
AUGAGAGGCAAGGAGACUCCCAAGGGAGCUCCGUCAGCAGAUCUGCUAGUAUGCUUCCCCUCGCGGGCGCACCUGACGUUGAUGCAGAAGUCCAUCUGCAGCCCGGCGAGGCCGCCUUCGGAGACGAGCAAGUCCCACCGCCGCCGUCACCAGAGCCAACAACUCAAGAGGCCGAGCACGAGGCUCGGCCAAGCGAGCCCUCUGUUAUGGGCCAAGAACAAGCAGAUGGGGCCCGAGAUCGAGGAGCCGACGUCGCCGAAGGUGACCUGCGCCGGGCAGAUCAAGGUCCGGCCCAAGGCCGCCGCGGCCACGGCGUGCAAGAGCUGGCAGUCCGUGAUGGAAGAGAUUGAGAGGAUUCACAACAGCAGGAACAAGGUACACAAGAAGAGGCCGGGGUGGAUGGAGUCUCUAGGGCUCAAGAAAGAGAUCAUGCAGUUCUUGACGUGCCUGAGGAGCAUGAGGUUCGACCUCAGGUGCUUUUGGCACUUUCCCUGA